AUGAAAAUCAAGAAAAUAUUUCCUGCCAACACUCAAAACUAAUACUCAGUUAUUUAAUACGAAUAAGACAGUACAACUGUUCUCAGACUACAUUAAUCUACUUAUUCUAAACCAUAACUUUCUCUAGUUCCAAGCGAGGCCAGUCAAAAUUACUACUAAAUUAUCGAAAAGAAUAAGUUAUAGUAUCUUGAAUACUAUACUCAAUUUAAUGAAAUGAGAUUCAUGGAAAAUAUGGCAGGUUUUUAGAAUUAAUAACUUAAGGAUUAAAAUCAAAAUAGUAAAAAUAAGUCCUUUUAGAAAAUUUUCUCAAUAUGUUUGAAGAUAUGAUCUCAUGUCUAAUGGUGAUCUAAAAUACUUUACUUCUCAUUAACUUUGAUAAUCCUGACUUUUCCUAAACUUACAGUGUAUCUCCUAAUAUGAUGGUUGACAUAUUAUUUAAAGACAUUAAAGUAAGUUUCAUAUUAAAAUUUUUAGACAUUAGAAGGGCUACAUUUGGAAAUACAAUACGCUUCAUCUCUUAGAUAUUUAGAAACAGUAUUAGAGGCUCUAGAAUUCAAUUCAUAGCUUUUUUAGAAAAUUCAUCAAUUAGAUGUAAAAUAAUGGUCUCAAAAGUGUAAUAAUUAUCUCAAUAAUUUUACAAUUGCUAAAUAACAAAUUAAUAAUUCUUAACGAUCUUGUUGUUGUUUUAAAUGA
Molecule: messenger RNA, 693 nt
Organism: Paramecium pentaurelia
Lineage: Eukaryota; Ciliophora; Oligohymenophorea; Peniculida; Parameciidae
Source: the annotation of a GenBank genome assembly